AUGGUCUCCUCCCCUUAUCCCGAUGCACUGUUUUUGCAAGAAAUCGCUACCUCUCGCAAGCGCCCGUGGGACCUGAUGGAAUGGGUCAAACAGUGCAAGCUACCACCCUGUGAGGCUAUUCGCAAUGGCGACCAGCCUUGCCAUGAUAUGGAUGACCUCUGGGACACCCUUCAUGGCACAUACAACUCGGCCUUGGAUCGUGAGUAUGACGCUUCAGUCUUAGACGAGCUUCCUGAUGAGCCGGUCUGUGAGUGGGCUGACUUUUUGGAGCAUGAGUUGUUGAGUGCCCUUAAGGGGUGCUCUAACUCCUCUGCACCAGGACCGGACCAUGUUACAUGGGUCCACCUAAAGGAGUUGCUCAAGGACAAGCACGUCCUUGCGCUCUUCAUCAUGUUGGCCAACGCUUGCCUCUGGGUUGGGCAUUGGCCAGGUAUGUUUAAGGAGUUGCUAUCAGUUAUCGUCCCAAAGCCGAACAAGCCCUCCUAUGCAGUUCCGAAGGCUUUCAGGCCUAUUGUCCUCCUCAUCACUUUUGGUAAACUUAUCAAGAAGAUGAUUGCCAACAGGAUACAGUUUGACGCCGUCAAACAUGAUAUCUUUCAUCCAAACCAGCUUGGCAGUAUCCGCCAGAGGUCGACUGAGGAUGCUGGAUUGAUUCUGACUCAUCUCUUCUUCCCUUCUAUCAACCAUGAAAUGUUCAUGGCUGUUCUACACAAGCAAGGUUUCUCCCCAAUCUUGGUGGAUUUCUUUGCUUCUUACUUAGUUGGGCGCUCCACAGUUUACUGUUGGAACACCUUCCAAUCUGGCUCACAGUCUGCGGAUGUGGGUGUCAGGCAGGGCUCAGCUCUCUCGCCUGUUGUUUCAGGGCUUUUCAUUGCUCCAGUAAUGAAGCUAUUCUAUAUCAAAGCAGUGCGGUUCAACACGAUGCUGCUAUCCUUCAUGGAUGACAGGACCAUCCUGGCCCAGUUCAAACAACUUGAUGAUAAUAAUGUGGGCCUGCGUAAGGCCUACAAAAUUAUCUACCUACUCUUUGUUGCUUUCGCACUUGUCCUUGAACAUGACAAGACUGAGCUGUUUCAUUUUUCGCGCGCUACACCUUUGAAGCCCAAGACCUAUUGGAGGUACCUGGGCUUCUACUUUGACCACGGGCUCACCUUCCAUGAGCACGUUCGCUACUAUGCCACCAAGGCAUUUACCACUGUGCAAGCCAUGCGCAUGCUCGGGAACUCCACUAGAGGUCUCUCACCUAAACAGCGGCGCCUCCUCUAUAGAUCUUGCAUGGUUCCUAUUGCCACGUACAGUUCUUGUCUCUGGUAUUUUGAUGGUGCCUGUAACAAGGGCACCAUGAACCAGCUCAAAUAG
Molecule: messenger RNA, 1359 nt
Organism: Cyclocybe aegerita
Lineage: Eukaryota; Fungi; Basidiomycota; Agaricomycetes; Agaricales; Hemipholiotaceae
Source: the annotation of a GenBank genome assembly